Molecule: messenger RNA, 1338 nt
Organism: Aureococcus anophagefferens
Lineage: Eukaryota; Pelagophyceae; Pelagomonadales; Pelagomonadaceae
Exons: 1
Biological process (GO): tRNA methylthiolation
Cellular component (GO): endoplasmic reticulum
Molecular function (GO): 4 iron, 4 sulfur cluster binding; tRNA (N(6)-L-threonylcarbamoyladenosine(37)-C(2))-methylthiotransferase activity
Source: RefSeq, a predicted model, not a curated record
GCCUUUUUGCCGGAGACGAAGCGCGUCUACGUGCGCACCUUCGGCUGCAGCCACAACGUGAGCGACAGCGAGUACAUGUGCGGCCUCCUCGCGUCCGAGGGCUACGAGGUGUCGACGGACAGGGCCGACGCGGACGCCGCGGACGCGUGGGUCGUCAACUCGUGCACGGUCAAGGACCCGAGCCAGGCGGCGUUCAUGAAGGAGGUGCGCCGGGGCAUGAAGGACGGCAAGGCCGUCGUCGUGUCCGGCUGCAUCCCCCAGGGCGAGCGGGGCUUGGUGAAGAAGCAGGGCGGCCGGAAGCCGCCGGAGCUCGACGGCGCGUCGUCCGUGGGCAUCAAGCAGAUCGGCCGCGUCAACGAGGCCGUGGCCGCGGCGCUGCGCGGCGAGACCUUCCACGCGCUGGGCUCCGGCCCGUUGCCGUCCCUCGAGCUGCCCAAGGUCCGCGCGAACGCGCUCGUCGAGAUCGUGCCGCUCUCAAGCGGGUGUCUCGGCGCGUGCGCGUACUGCAAGACGCGCCACGCGCGGGGCGCCCUGGGGUCCUACGCGCUGGCGGACAUCGUCGCGCGCGUCGACGGCGCCCUCGCCGACGGCGUCGGCGAGGUCUGGCUCAGCAGCGAGGACACGGGCGCGUACGGCAUCGACCUCGGCACGUCGCUCGGCGCGCUGCUCGAGGCGCUGCUGCCCGUGCUGGAGGCGCACCCCCACGGCAUGCUGCGCGUGGGCAUGACGAACCCGCCCUACGUCCUCGACCAGCUCGAGGUGCUGGGCCGGUGCCUGAACCACGCGCAGGUCUACGCGUUCCUCCACGUGCCCGUGCAAUCGGGGUCCGACGCGGUCCUGGCCAAGGACCGCAUGAACCGCGAGUACACGGUAGCCGACUUCCGCGCCGUCGUCGACGGCCUCGCGGCGCGCGUCGACGGCGGGCUGAGCCUGAUGACGGACGUCAUCUGCGGCUUCCCCGGCGAGACGGACGACGACUUCGACGCGACGUACGCGCUGGUGGAGGACUACGCCUUCGGCCUCAUCAACAUCUCCCAGUUCUACGCGCGGCCGGGCACGCCCGCGGCGUCCAUGAAGCGCGUCCACACGGCGACGGUCAAGGACCGGUCGCGGCGCCUCUCGGCUUUGACGCAGACGUUCCGGCCCUACGACGGCCUCGUCGGCACCGUCGUCGCCUGCGCGGCGCACGCGGAGGUCGCCGACGGCGGCGCGCGGCUCGUCUGCCACACGAAGACCUACGCGAAGGUCCUCGUGCCCUUCGACCGGUCGCUCGUCGGUGCCCGCUUCGAGGUGCGAAUCGGCGCCGCGCACCGGUGGCACGUCGACGGCGUCGUGUUG